Messenger RNA from Nymphaea colorata (pocket water lily), 1217 nucleotides. RefSeq lists its product as uncharacterized. NCBI's taxonomy places the organism in Eukaryota, Viridiplantae, Streptophyta, Magnoliopsida, Nymphaeales, Nymphaeaceae. The record is from RefSeq and is a predicted model, not a curated record. The coding region runs from base 174 to 1040 and encodes 288 amino acids. The transcript is spliced from 7 exons.
UUUUCAACCACCGAGGGCGAGAAGGGGAGGGGAGGAGGCUGAGUCCGAAGGGAAACAGAACCAGGGAUAGGAGAGAAACAGAGAAGGAAUACGUCGCCAUGAUUUGUCUGGAGUAAAAGCAAGUAGGAACAAAAAGGAAGAAGAGAGUCCAGAGGGACGACGAAGAUCAGGUGAUGGAGGUGAGGAGGGCGUGGUUAGGAUGGGGAGUGGCGACCUUCUGCUUCGUAGUUCUGAUGCUCGUGACCCCCGCCAUCCCUCAAUCCCAAGCUUACCACAAUUUCGCCGACCAACGCCGAUUGUUCCUGGGAAUACCAAAUACACUGGAUGUAAUCUCCAACUUUCCUUUUCUUGUGGUUGGUGUUGUGGGACUCAUACUUUGCUUCAGAGGGGACUAUAACCUAAGUCUGCAAGGCGAAUAUUGGGGUUGGACUUGUUUUUUCAUUGGUGUUGCUGCUGUUGCUUUUGGCUCAUCCUACUAUCAUCUUGAACCAAAUGAUGCUCGCCUUGUCUGGGACCGAUUACCUAUGACAAUUGCAUUCACAUCUAUAAUGGCUGUCUUUAUUAUUGAAAGAAUUGACGAGAAGACAGGUACCACAUCUCUUCUACCUCUUCUUGCGGCUGGCAUAAUAAGCAUUUUAUACUGGAGAUUUUUUGAUGAUCUUCGUCCUUAUGCACUAGUGCAAUUUGUUCCUUGCAUUGUUAUACCUUUAAUGGCUAUCCUAAUUCCUCCAAUGUAUACACACUCCAUCUAUUGGCUAUGGGCAGCAGGGUUCUACCUCCUUGCGAAGGUGGAAGAAGCUGAGGACAAACCAAUUUACAGAUUAACUCAUCAUUUCGUUAGCGGCCACACACUUAAGCAUUUAUGUGCUGCAAUGGUUCCUGUUUUCUUGAUCCUCAUGCUCACUAAACGGAGUAUUGAAGAAGAGAGGCAAAGCUUAUACCAAACAUGGCGACUUUAUUGGUUGAGGAUAAAGAUUAACAGACAGACACCUACAGCUGAUUGUCGCUAUGUAGAAGUGAACAUGGAGGAGUCACCAUAAAUUGAAAGACAUAAGAGCAGCUGUAAUUGGUUUCGAGGCAUUGCUCUUUGUGUAUAUAAUAAGUGAAUUAACUAAUGUAUAAAAGAAGAAGAAACUUUGUUGAUCGUGUACUUCGAAGUUGAUGAAACUAUGAUUGUAUAAUACAGGAAAUUUUAAUGGUAGCAAUUCUAUUCACCA